Messenger RNA from Amphimedon queenslandica, 2419 nucleotides. RefSeq names its product methionine synthase reductase-like. Bases 20 to 2215 code for a protein of 731 amino acids. The transcript has 17 exons. Gene Ontology annotation, biological process: homocysteine metabolic process. Gene Ontology annotation, molecular function: flavin adenine dinucleotide binding; FMN binding; [methionine synthase] reductase (NADPH) activity. Gene Ontology annotation, cellular component: cytosol. Lineage: Eukaryota; Metazoa; Porifera; Demospongiae; Haplosclerida; Niphatidae. The record is from RefSeq and is a predicted model, not a curated record.
ACCCCGCCCUUAAUCACACAUGGCUACUUCCACUGAAGGGAAAAGCAAAAGUCGAAGGUUUUUGCUGCUUUAUGGCUCUCAGACAGGACAGGCAGAGGCAAUAGCUGGACUGAUACAUGAAGAAGCAAAGACCAGAGGAUAUACACCUGAACUCUAUUGCAUAAGCAGUUCAGAGAAAAAAUUUGAUCUUAGCAAAGAGCCUGUUGCUGUUAUAGUAGUAUCAACUACAGGAGAAGGAGAACCGCCAGAUACUGUGAACAGGUUCUGGAGGAAACUUAAAAGAUCUACACAGCCUCAAGGCUUACUAAAGGACCUCCAAUAUGCUCUAUUAGGUCUUGGUGAUACGAAUUAUACCAAUUUCUGUAAUAUGGGGAAAAUGUUGAAUAAGAGGUUGCUAGAGCUAGGAGCAAGGUGGUUUCAUGAGACUGGCUAUGCUGAUGAUGGAGUGGGGCUAGAGUUGGUUGUUGAGCCAUGGAUAGAAGGUCUUUGGCCUGCGUUGGAUGCUGUUUUUAGCCCAUCAACUGAUCAAGACACACCAAAGGACGCCGGUAAUGAUAAACCUGGUCCUACUGAUCACCAGUCUAGUGAUGUAGCUCAGAAAACCUCGACUGAUCAAGACACGCCAAAGGAUACCGGUAAUGAUAAACCAGGUCCUACUGAUCACCAGUCUAGUGAUGUAGCUCAGAAAACAGUUGAGUCUUCAUCUCAAGUUGACAGUCUUGGAGUUGACGUGGAUGAGAAGUUGAGUAUCAAAACAGAAACUGGGUCUGAUGAUUUUGAGACCUCGUUGAGAGGUUCUAGGGAUGAUUCUUGGAUCAAUCAAGUCAUUAAUCUACCUACUUUGCAGCCUAAGUACCUUGAAGUCCAGAUAAAAGAACCAGUCUGUGAUUCCCUUGGUUCCGAUGAUUUCUUGUUCACAGACUCAGUUCAAGGCUUCACUAUGGCCUCGUCUGUGGUGGUUAACAUGGCUGCCAUUACUAACAGGAGAGUAUUGACUAGCUCUGACGCACAGAAGACUGUCCUAGAGUUAGAGCUGGACUGGUCAAAGUUCCCCGAGACUCGUUUGAGAUAUGAGCCAGGAGACGCUCUGUGUCUCAUGUGCCCUAACGAUCAUUUGGAAGUUGAUUAUAUCAUCAAAAGGUUAGGUUUAGAGUCUGCCUCUAACCAUUGCAUCUCAAUAUCUGUGGUACCAAACACUGGAAAGAAAAAUCCCAUCAUUCCUAAGCACAUUCCAAGCACAUGCACUGUGUACCAGUACUUUAAACACUGCGCUGAUUUGAGGGCUGUGCCAAAAAAGGCACUUUUACUUGUACUUGCUGAGUUUUGUUCUAAUGAAGUUGAGAGAAGGAGAUUGCAAUGGUUUGCUAGUCGUCAAGGCUCUCAGGAUUAUAUGAAACUUAUAGCAGAGGCUCAUCUUGAUCUUCUUGAUGUCCUUCAUUUCUUUCCAUCAUGUAAUCCUUCACUAUCAAGACUGAUUGAGCUACUUCCUAGACUACAGCCAAGACAUUAUUCUGUUGUGAGCUCUCCAUUGGAUUAUGAAUUUAAGACAAGAAUUGCCUUUAACAUUGUAGAGCUACCUCAACGCUCCUGGCAGAGACUAAAGAGGGAAGGUCUGUGUACAGGCUGGUUGAAUGAGUCCUCUCUUAGUGAGGUUCCAUCAACUGUCCCACUGUACCCACGUCUUAAGAACCCAUUUCACUUACCGCCUGAUCCUCUAGUACCAAUAGUAUUAAUAGGACCAGGAACUGGUGUGAGUCCUCUUGUUGGAUUCCUUAAUCACAGAAGUACUAUGGUAGCAAAUGGCUUCAAAGUAGGGAAAUCAUGGUUAUUUUUUGGCUGCAGACAUCCUGAUAAAGAUUACUUGUACAGGUCUGAGAUCGAGGGUUUCCUGUCAGCUGGGGUAUUAACGUUAUGCAACGUCUCCUUCUCACAAUACGAUUCAAUCUCAGAUGGUAGCAGUGAUCAUGCGAAAUAUGUUCAAGAUAAUAUGAGGAAGCACUGGGAGGCCUUGGGGGAGUGGGUUAUGGAGGAGAAUGCAUCAGUGUUUGUAUGUGGUGAUGCUCAGAAAAUGAUUGUCAGUAUCAGGGAAGCCAUGACUGAUGUCUUACAGAAGUACUGGACACAUAAAGGAGGUGUGACUGGUAAUGGAGAUGGCCAGAAAUUGCUUAAGGAUUUGCAAGAUAAAGGAAGAUAUGUAACUGAUUUAUGGAUUUGAUAUUAUUAAUUAAUGCCAUUAUUUGUGAAUUAUGAUUAUUUAUUUAUUUAUUUAUUAUCUUCUAUAUUUUUAGAGCUAUAUUUAUUUGCUAAGAUAUUAUUGCUUAUUUUAAAGAAAUAGGAUUAUUAUGAUAAAGAUUUCUAUAAAGGUACAUAUGCAUGUACAUGUACAUAUGUAUUAAAUAAUACUAAAGAUUGAACUAAA